Dipodomys ordii (Ord's kangaroo rat) is the source of this 1819-nucleotide messenger RNA. It is a transcript of the gene Neurod1, whose product is annotated as neuronal differentiation 1. Gene Ontology annotation, molecular function: protein dimerization activity. NCBI's taxonomy places the organism in Eukaryota, Metazoa, Chordata, Mammalia, Rodentia, Heteromyidae. Gene Ontology annotation, biological process: nervous system development; regulation of DNA-templated transcription. The record is from RefSeq and is a predicted model, not a curated record. The transcript is spliced from 2 exons. Bases 94 to 1164 code for a protein of 356 amino acids.
AGGAAUUCGCCCACGCAGAAGGCAAGCAUCUGGAGGCCCCAGGGUUAUGAGACCAUCACUGUUUGGGAUCGUCUAACAACAGGAAACGGAAAUAUGACCAAAUCGUACAGCGAGAGCGGACUGAUGGGUGAGCCUCAGCCCCAAGGUCCUCCAAGCUGGACAGACGAGUGUCUCAGUUCUCAGGACGAGGAGCACGAGGCAGACAAGAAAGAGGAUGAGCUCGAAGCCAUGAAUGCUGAGGAGGACUCCCUGAGAAACGGAGGAGAGGAGGACGAGGAAGAUGAGGACCUCGAAGAGGAGGAGGAAGAGGAAGAGGAGGAGGAUGAUCAAAAACCCAAGAGGCGGGGCCCUAAGAAGAAGAAGAUGACCAAGGCACGUCUGGAGCGUUUUAAACUGAGGCGCAUGAAGGCCAAUGCCCGGGAGCGGAACCGCAUGCACGGGCUGAACGCGGCUCUGGACAACCUGCGCAAGGUGGUGCCCUGCUACUCUAAGACGCAGAAGCUGUCUAAAAUCGAGACGCUGCGCUUAGCCAAGAACUAUAUCUGGGCUCUGUCAGAGAUCCUGCGCUCAGGAAAAAGCCCUGACCUCGUCUCCUUCGUGCAGACGCUCUGCAAGGGCCUGUCUCAGCCCACCACCAACCUGGUGGCGGGCUGCCUGCAGCUCAACCCUCGGACUUUUCUGCCUGAGCAGAACCAAGAUAUGCCCCCGCACCUGCCCGCGGCCAGCGCUUCCUUCCCCGUCCACCCCUACUCCUAUCAAUCUCCAGGGCUGCCCAGCCCGCCCUACGGUACCAUGGACAGCUCCCACGUCUUCCACGUCAAGCCGCCGCCGCACGCCUACAGCGCCGCGCUGGAGCCCUUCUUCGAAAGCCCCCUGACUGAUUGCACCAGCCCUUCCUUUGACGGACCCCUCAGCCCCCCGCUCAGCAUCAACGGCAACUUCUCUUUCAAACACGAACCAUCCGCCGAAUUUGAAAAAAAUUAUGCCUUUACCAUGCACUAUCCUGCAGCGACUCUGGCAGGGGCCCAAAGCCACGGAUCAAUCUUCUCCGGCGCUGCUGCCCCUCGCUGUGAGAUCCCCAUAGACAACAUUAUGUCUUUCGAUAGCCAUUCACAUCAUGAGCGAGUCAUGAGUGCCCAGCUCAAUGCCAUUUUCCAUGAUUAGAGGCACGUCAGUUUCACCAUGCCCGGGAAACGAACCCACUGUGCUUACAGUGACUGUCGUGUUUACAAAAGGCAGCCCUUUUGGUACUACUGCUGCGAAGUGCAAAUACUCCAAGCUUCAAGUGAUAUAUGUAUUUAUUGUCGUUACUGCCUUUGGGAGAAACAGGGGAUCAAAGUUCCUGUUCACCUUAUGUAUUAUUUUCUAUAGCUCUUCUAUUUUAGAAAAAAAAUAAUACUACAGUAAAGUUAAAAAAAAUGUGCACCACGAAUUGGUGUAGCUCUAUUCAGAUCAUAUUCAUUAUCUGAUCGGGAUAACAAAAAUCGCAAGCAAUAAUUAGGAUCUAUGCAAUUUUUAAACUAGUAAUGGGCCAAUUAAAAUAUAUAUAAAUAUAUAUUUUUCAACCAGCAUUUUACUACUUGUUACCUUUCCCAUGCUGAAUUAUUUUGUUGUGAUUUUGUACAGAAUUUUUAAUGACUUUUUUAUAAUGUGGAUUUCCUAUUUUAAAACCAUGCAGCUUCAUCAAUUUUUAUACAUAUCAGAAAAGUAGAAUUAUAUCUAAUUUAUACAAAAUAAUUUAACUAAUUUAAACCAGCAGAAAAGUGCUUAGAAAGUUAUUGUGUUGCCUUAGCACUUCUUUCUUCUCUAAUUGUAAAAA